This is a messenger RNA of Cucumis sativus (cucumber), 691 nucleotides long. RefSeq lists its product as uncharacterized. Lineage: Eukaryota; Viridiplantae; Streptophyta; Magnoliopsida; Cucurbitales; Cucurbitaceae. The coding region runs from base 162 to 626 and encodes 154 amino acids. The transcript is spliced from 3 exons. The record is from RefSeq and is a predicted model, not a curated record.
UUUCAAAAUCCAAUUUAGGGUGAUUUGUUCUAGUGGCUAGAUUGAGUAAUAGAAGGAGCAGAGCAGGAAGGGAUGAGUUUUUUUUUUUUUUUUUUAUAAAUAUUUUGUUGACCCUUUUUCUGGGUUUAGAGGCUUUCCAAUUGAUGAGGAAUUAAAUUCAGAUGAUGAAAAACAAUCCGAAAAAGAAAGUAGAAAUCAUAAGAAUUCAUCCAAAACGCCUCUUGUUAAAAAUUGAUGCGUUGUUUUCUUACUACUUUACUUUAGGUUGGAUCGGUUCUCGUUCGAAAAUUCUCUUUUGUUUUCCAUGGUUUGUCCAUAUAUUUUUUGCAUUCAAUUUUUAUAUCAUGCAAUUUUUUUCCUGUACAAUUUUUCAGGGUGGAGUCAUCUUUCAGUAUCCAUUAAACGAAAGGAGAGAAUCUGUAUAUGGAAAAAGUGCAGGGCCACUUCCUCCUCCUCCUGAAGUCAUCAAUUAUGACAAUGCAGUUGCAAACCAAAUUUUGGAGAAUGCAAAAGCUGAAAAACAUAGUUCCUCAUCUGAAUCGGUCUGCCCCAUAUGCCUCACAAACCCAAAGGACAUGGCUUUUGCAUGUGGUCAUACAGUAAGUUCUCUACCUUUGAACUUCUAACAGUGCUAAUGUUUGCUAAUAUUUUCUAAUGGAAUAAAAAAUGUUUGAAUGGUUUCAUAUUCGUA